ACCAACUAUGAUAUAGCAUGUCACUAAUAUACAAUGACUCCAGGAUCUACUGUUCUGAUACACCAUUUGACCCAAAUAACAUCAAUACAAAUCUAACCUUCCCACUCUCCCACCUAUUCUUCUGUCCAAUAUGUCAGGAACCACGCGCAACUCACCAGACAUCAUACGACAUUGAGUCUAAAUUCUGCGCCAAUUGUCUCACUGAUUAUUCCAACAAUAAGAAUCUUACCCAUUGCAUCAAGAACUGUUUCGAGUGCCCUGAUUGUCAUGCCAAUUUGUCAAUCACAAUGACUGAUCAUGAUAACAAGGGGAAAUCGUUCAAUUUUAAUUGUGUGUAUUGUGAGUAUCUGUACGUUACUCUGGUAAUAUACAAGCCAAAGUCCUUACAUGCUAUAGUUGACGAUGAGAAGCGGGCUAACCCUGAUUCGUUUCAUCAAUUGUGUGAUGCGAUAAGGAAGGGAGUGCUAGGACCGGAAGAGGAAAAGAGUCCCGUGAGUAAGAAUAUCGAAUUGAUGCUACAGCAAACGCGUCGACAGGAACAAACACCAACACCGCCCACUGAGUUAGAUCUUACUAUAAAGUCAUACCCACAGGCACGAAAGCUAACAACAAAGACAUCUCAUCGAUGUUGCAAGUGUCAUAAUCUCGUGUUGGCAUAUGCUAAUGACAAGACACAACCAACAAUCAACAAAUUUGCAGUUAAAUUCAGUGCUGUCGAUUAUCUACCUACUAUAUCAAUAUCAAAUCUAUUUAACGGAGAAAAGUUUUCAUCACAGGUGUUAAAAAAGUGGAAUGGUACAACUAUCCUUAUGAUUCACUUGAUCAAUCCCAUGAGUGUCAAAUGCACAGUGAAUAUCAGUAUCCCCAGUUCAUACAAUGUUGCUCCUGAAGUCAAUUGUAAAAUAACGAUCCCCUUGAAUCAAGUCACUCUAGGACCCACGAGCACAAAUCUAAUCAAAACUAUCCCUAGCUGUUUCUUAACUAGUAACACUCCAACCGGGAAACGAGAGUUGAUUUUAAGAAAAGGUGACGUGAUGCAUAAACCACCGGCUUCGUUUGAAGAAGUCGAAGAAAACCUCAAUAACUUUGUUGAAAGAGGAAUCAAUUGGUAUUCUAUCCCUGUGAUUAUAAAUUUGGAUGGUUCGAACACGUUCAAUUUCAGACUUCCAGUAUACAUAACCUUGAAAAGUGAACUUCCUGAUGUACUAAAAAAGAUCCCGGGACAUGAUGCAUUGUCGGUGGGAUACUGGAAUGUUAUAGACCUAGGUAGUGUUUCUCUUGUAUAGACUAAAAAUCCAAUACUAGUACACCAGCAACCUUGUCCAAGUGACGUGAAUGUAAAGAAUCGUUAGUGUUUGCGUUUGUGGAUGGAUUGUUGAAUGUGUUGGUGAAUGCAUCUUCAGGAAUAUCAUCAUCGUCAAAAUCAACAUCAACAUCGUCAUCAUCACCAAAUUGAUCAUCUUCAUCUUUCGAAGCAGGCUGUGUUUGAUUGACGUUAUCUAUUCCAUCGACUUUAGUUAACGAAUCGCCUUCAUCUAGUCUUUCCUGGUUGGAUCUGAUUAUUGCUUCAUUGAUGAACAACUUGAUGUACUCAGACGAGAGUUCCAAUGUGUCCAUAGUUAUACGCGUUGAAUCAUUCUUGAAUGACAAUUCUCGGAAUAUUCUCGCGAUGGUAGCUACAGGUAUUGUAGGAGUGUCUUCUUGGCUCAUGGUGUACUGAAGAUGUGUUUGUU
Molecule: messenger RNA, 1733 nt
Organism: Spathaspora passalidarum NRRL Y-27907
Lineage: Eukaryota; Fungi; Ascomycota; Pichiomycetes; Serinales; Debaryomycetaceae
Exons: 1
Coding region: 18-1286 (422 amino acids)
Cellular component (GO): dynactin complex
Source: RefSeq, a predicted model, not a curated record